AUGCCAGCGCCAUCGCCCCUCCCAACCUACCUCUACAAGAUCCUCCCUUCCGCCCCACCAUCACCCCUCCCCGACCGCCUGCCGCUCUCAGAUCUGGACCGCCAAGAUGGCUUCAUCCACCUGUCUACAUCUGAGCAGGUACCUGGUACUGCAGACAGGUUCUUUGGUAACUUCACAGAGCUGUGGCUGCUGAGGCUCAAGUACAGCGUGCUCGAAGCAGGCACAGACGGAGAUGGCAACGUCAAUGCGGACAACAAGGCGAGGAUCCAAUGGGACGAAGUCGGGCACGGUGCUUUUGCUCACUUCUACGGCGGUGACAUGGGCAAGGGAAACGUGCAGGAGGCUAUCAAGGUCGAGAAGAAGGGCACCUGGGCGGAGAGCUUGAAGCUUGAGUGGUGA
This is a messenger RNA of Ascochyta rabiei, 399 nucleotides long. RefSeq lists its product as uncharacterized. The transcript has a single exon. Bases 1 to 399 code for a protein of 132 amino acids. The record is from RefSeq and is a predicted model, not a curated record. NCBI's taxonomy places the organism in Eukaryota, Fungi, Ascomycota, Dothideomycetes, Pleosporales, Didymellaceae.